This is a messenger RNA of Penicillium concentricum, 885 nucleotides long. RefSeq lists its product as uncharacterized. The transcript has 2 exons. Lineage: Eukaryota; Fungi; Ascomycota; Eurotiomycetes; Eurotiales; Aspergillaceae. The record is from RefSeq and is a predicted model, not a curated record. The coding region runs from base 1 to 885 and encodes 294 amino acids.
AUGGCGGUGGCCGUACGACACUGGUCGCCCGAUGACGCAUGGCAAUUGAAAGCAUAUCGACAUUCAUACUCAGCGGUCCAUUUCAUCAAGCAGCGAAUCAUGUCGACGGGAGCUCGGACGGAGGGUGUCCUCGGUGCAGUCAUCGUCUUAGCAUUCGGCGCAAGUCUGGAACGGGACGAUGUGGUCUGGAAUAUUCAUAUCAUCGGUCUCGCGCAUAUGAUCAAAGAUAGAAAAUCCCGCGCCAAUCCGCCGCCAUUAGAUUCCGUCAACGCGAUCUUCGAUUUCCCACGAGUAUACCAUGAGCGCAUUCUUGAGGCCUUGAUCGCUUGCGAUGAUCAGAGAAUCCUCAGAAUAAAAAGAAUCUGCGACAGUGCGAUCCAGCUACAGAAAACGAUCGAGUCUCAUCACCAGCACCAGUUUGAUCCGACUAUGGUGGCACGAAAGAUCGAGGAGCCACUGUCCCAGCUGCAUUACGAAGUACGGGCUCUCGGGGCCGUUGAUGAUGUAUAUGUCCAGGCCACCGCGCGAGCGAUCGAACUGGUGCUCUAUCUCCUCUGGCCAUCGCGGUCGGGAGCUUACUUAACCCUUCUUGCGGGGGAACUGAAAGAAGCAAUAAGCCGAUUUCCGAUCAAAGGAUGUUCCUACAUGAAUUUGACUUCCUUUCCGCUGAUGAUUGGGGCCAUUGCUGCCGAGGAGGACUCGCUACCUAGGAUGUGGUUUGUUGACAGGUUGGCCCGGGAAGUGCGAGCGCUGCAGUUGCGUGGUUGGAACAGACCACUCAGUCUCCUGCAAAAUAAGUAUAACAAUAAUAAGUCUAGUCUUAUGGAGCGAUUCCAAGCUCUCUGGUGUGAAUUAUACUACGUCGCCAAUGAGCUUAAGGAUUGA